Monosiga brevicollis MX1 is the source of this 852-nucleotide messenger RNA. RefSeq lists its product as uncharacterized. Bases 1 to 852 code for a protein of 283 amino acids. Gene Ontology annotation, cellular component: endomembrane system; membrane. The transcript is spliced from 2 exons. The record is from RefSeq and is a predicted model, not a curated record. NCBI's taxonomy places the organism in Eukaryota, Choanoflagellata, Craspedida, Salpingoecidae.
AUGGGCGAAGCACCCCCACCACCACCACCACGAUGGGCCAGCCGUGGGAUGGGAGUGGUAUUGGUGGCGGUCGUGCUUGCAGCACUGGUGGGCUGGACCUCUGAGCAUCCACAGGUGCAGCUCGCUUUAAUGAGGUUUUUCCGUGAUGUCAGCCGAGCCAAAGCCCACGCUCGACUCUACGGUCGCGACAACGCACUGGCCGUCAUGCUUGGCCAGGAGGAGCUCGCUGCAUCAACGUGGAGUGAGGUGCCUGACACCAGCUUCAACGAGGAAGAUCUUCAAUGGCUGAAUGGCGCUGAAAGUCGACCCGUAUAUCUGGCGUUGGCUGGUCGUGUCUAUGAUGUAACAGCUGGCCGCCACAAAUAUGGCCCGGGCGGGAGCUACCACAAGCUGGCUGGUCGUGAUGCUUCUCGCCCGCUCGCCCUGGGCUGCCUCACGGAAAGCUGUCUCACUGGUUCCCUGCAAGUGGCAGCGGCUGUCGAGGCCAGCCUCGCUGCCGAUGCCUUUGCUGAGAAGACAGCUGCUCGGUUGCGCCAUGAGUACAAGCAGCAGCGGCAACAGCGCGGAGGCACCGGCGCCUUGGUGGCCAUCAUACAGGAAACGCAGCGUGACGCAGUCAAAUUAUACCGGCGCCAGCGUCUGGACGACGUUGUCACCAUCAUCGAGGCGUUGUUUCUCCUUCUGGACGAACAAAUGUCCCUAGGUGGUCUUGAUUCCGCACCGUUGCCGCUCGAAAUGGACGCGGGGCGUCUGAUCCUUGCAUGGUGGGCAGUUUGUAUUUGUCAUGAGCAAGACCGAGAAGCAGACCAGGCCAUCUGGCAAACCAACUUCAAGGUCCGACGAUGCUCGUGA